UCUAUCUUGGCAUUUUCUAUUGCUGAUUAGCUUGCUUGUGUGUUGUGUGUGGAGCUAGAUGGGGUUGGUGAGCUGCACCAAGCGUGCGUUUAACUGCUUGGGGGAAGUUGCUUUUUAUAUAUAAAUGGUUUGGUCAUCAAAACUUUCCGUUUGGUUUACUUCGAAGAUUUAGACUUGUCUUGUAGCUUAAAUUGGACCAAUCUUAUAGAAAAGCUAGCGCGGAGAGAGAGAGUUGACCAGGCGUGGCGGGUAAAGCAAGGCUGUGGAAAUACUUUGGUCGUUAGCCAUCUUCUUUGCUCAGGAUUCAGAAGAUAUUAGUCCUAGAGGUUGAAAUCAGUUGUUUGAUAAAUUCUUGUCUGUGAAAUAUGGGAAGGCAGUUGCAGCAUGUGCACUCUGGCCAACAAUUUGAGCACUACCAUCCUAGCUGCCUAUGGAGCAUACUUCAUAUUCUUGAUUAUCAUCGAUGGAGAAGGACUGUUUCACAUAAAAAGCACCGAAGAGGAAAGCGUGCCAUAUGCUUUGGAAAUCCAAAGACAAUAUCCUUGGAACGUGAAAGUGGUGAAGUGCAAAGUUUAAUGGAUCCUGAUAACUUCCUGGUCGAACAGGACACUACCGAAAAUUCAAUUGAAAAACAUUCGGGCAAAGCCAGCAUUAAAGCAUUAAUCAGUGAAGAGAUGUCCAAGGAAGAGAACCACAGACAUUCGAUUUUGGGUUUUCCUGCACAAUCCAAGUUUCAGCAAACACAUUCAAUCCAUCAUUUAGAUUCUUCGGACUUUCGCCUUGGUAAAAUAAGCAAUGACUGGACAAAUCCAAUUAUUGUACUUCAUAAAGAUGAAAACACUUCUUCCACUGGAUCGCGGGUUUCAUCUCUGAAAAAGAGAACAAGGAAAGUAAUUGCAAGAACUAAAAAGCAUGAUUUGGCUGAUAGUGUGAAUGGUGAGGACAACUUGGGACAAUACCAGCUUCUUGGAAAGCAGGACAAAGUGAUGGAAAACUCAAAAAUUCAGAAGCAGAAGGAUAAGCAGCUCAAUCACGAAAUUCUGCAUCAACAGGUUAAGGAAUAUGUGGAUGUUCUUGAGAUAUUCAAUGUAAACAAAGAGGAAUUCCUAAAAACCCUGAAGGAACCUGAUAUUGGUGUCUUGGACAAUUUCCCUGGCCAGAAGAUUUCAAAUAGAAAGGUAAAUUUAAACAAAUCAGGAUCAUUUCCGGUAGCUGAUUCUUCUCGUCUUAGAUAUCGUAGAUCCAGUACACUUGAACACAAGCAGAAUGAAACUUGGGCCUUCCCAAAAGGAGAAAUGCCAGUAUGCAGUACUGCAGUACCUAAUCCUGAUUCAGCCAGGUCUCAAAAAGGUUAUAAUUCAAAGACAGUGCCUUCAGUUGAGGAUUAUAAUGUGGGAAGUACCAUUAAACAAAAAGCUGAUAAUUAUUCUCAGGGUUUGCCCCAGGUAUCUAGUCAUCAAAGAUGGGAUAAGUUGGUUAAAGGUCACUUCAGAGGUAUAAAGCAGAGAAUAAAGCUUGCUAUUAAAGAGAAUAGAAGGGAGAAUGAUCAAUUUAAAACUGAGGGAAGAGAGAUGCCUAGAGGUGCGGGAAAAAAAAGCAUGGGUGAUGAUGGUACAGACAGCUCCAGAAUUUAUCAUGAUAGAGAUGGUUCUGAUCCCGAUUUUAGAAAAAGCAGAAGACACAUGAGAACCACCUCCCUAAAUGAGUCCCUGGAAAGAUACGCUCAGUUGUUUGAGUCUAGUUCCGGCGGAGAAGCAAAGUUACCUCACUCUAACAGCUUAAAAUUGAGAAAUGACCAUAAGACUUCAUUGAGAGAUCGUACUCCAAAAUUCUUCCGGAGGAUUUCCUCCCUGUCUGAUCUUGAGUCAUUUUUAUCUUUACUAAAUGAGUUGGCUCAUGAAUCAGAGAUGCCAAUUAGCACUGAAGUGGAUCUCAAUACUAACACUGAAAGCGAUAAUCAGAACGAAAUGAAGUCAAGUAGCCUUCCCAUAGCAACAGAUAAGUUGGAACCAUUAAAUACUAUUGUAGAGACUCAGUUUCAUAACAAUUCAGAACAGGGAAGUGCUAGCAAUGCAGUUAUUGAGCAUUCAGGUCCCUUAAUAGUGGAUAGAAUAGGCGAGGAUAUUUCUCUGACUGGUGAAUUUGGUGAGAAUAAUAUUGAUGCUUUAGAGGUUGCAAGCAUCCCUCGGCAGGAUCAGGAGAUUGCUUCCACAUUGAAUCCUAGUGUAUGCCAUGAGCAAACAUGUCCAGAUUUGGAGCCCGAAACUUGUUUUCCAGAGAAUAUGAUAGUCCCCGCAGAAGUUCCAAUUUCAGAAGCAGGUUCAAAGUUGAAGCCAGUGCAUGUUCACAUCGAUGAGGCAGAUGCUUCUUUCAACAUUCUUCAAAAUAGGUCCAAUGCUGAUCUCUUACCAGACUUGUGUGACACAAUGAACGCUGACAAGGAUGAUCACCUCCAGCAUUUUGAAUUAGGUAACAAUGAUGCUUCCUUCAAUUAUGUAAGAGAAGUUCUUCAGCUGUCAGGAUUUAUUGGAAAUGAAAGCCUUGGAACUUGGUAUUCACUAGACCAGCCACUGAAUCCUUUGGUGUAUAAGGAAUUGGAAGAAUACUUGCACCAUGAACUACAAUACUCACCUGCAGAGAUGGGAGGAAACUGUGAGCACCAACUUCUGUUUGAUUUAAUUAAUGAGGUACUACUUGAGCUCUAUGAGAGAUCAUUCACCUACUUCCCACAAGCCUUGUCCUUCAAUCGCCACAUUCAUCCAAUGCCAAAGGGGAACCGUGUUCUUGACGAGGCCUGGUCAAGAAUUUGCCAGUACCUCAGCUUUAGGACAAACCUGGACCAGUCAUUGGAUGAUAUUGUGGCCCAAGAUUUGGCAAAGGGUGAUGGUUGGCUGACUCAUCAAUUUGAGACAGAAUGUGUAGUUCUUGAGCUUGAAGAGUUCAUUUAUGAUGAACUCCUGGAUGAACUUAUUUACUCAUGAGAGUCACAUAUUCAUGCUUGUGUUCUUUCUAGGAAAAAUUUGUAUAUAAAAUUUUGUUACUGUUUGAGUGUUUGAGUGCACAUACAUAAUAGGGUGGAAAGAAAUUCUUUCAUGUAGUUAUGCUUUUGCGUAAGGUUGGAUGACUUAUUAGAAAACAUUUACAAUACAAUAUAUAUGCUCUUACAUGAUGAUAACACCUCUUGGGCGUUUUCAUACAUCAGUAAAUAACAAAUGGAGAAAGAGGUCGUACGGAAACGGUAAUCCUAUCAGUGAUGGAAACUUCAAACCCAAAAUGUGAGGGUAAACGGAAUUGUUGUCUUUUCUUGUUCUUAACAUUAUAUGAUUGUACUGUUAUUUUUCUUUUGGGAAUAAAUUCUGUUCAACUAUUA
Molecule: messenger RNA, 3370 nt
Organism: Mangifera indica (mango)
Lineage: Eukaryota; Viridiplantae; Streptophyta; Magnoliopsida; Sapindales; Anacardiaceae
Exons: 5
Coding region: 366-2981 (871 amino acids)
Source: RefSeq, a predicted model, not a curated record